UGAUCACAAACGGCGGGAAAUAGACAGAGAAAAGACAACAACGCGACAGAGGGAACUAAAGACAGAGAAAAAAAAUCAUACAAAAAUGGCAACAGAAAUUGAUCAACGAUUAAUUGAGAUUCAACGUGAAUACCUAGACUUUCUCGACGAUGGGGAGGACCAAGGUAUUUACCAACAGAAAGUUCGGGAUAUGGUAACAAAUAACAACAUCAGACUCACAGUAAACAUCAACGACCUCCGAAGAAAAAAUCAAAAGAGAGCUCAAUGCUUGUUGAACGAGUCCUUCGAAGAACUUGUGGCAUUCCAAAGAGCACUGAAGGAGUUUGUUGCCUCCGCAGACCCCAUAUACAGCAAGCAAAACGAGGAAUUCUUUGUUGGCUUUGAGGGGAGUUUUGGAGCAAAGCAUGUGACUCCAAGGACACUGACAUCUCGUUUCCUUGGUAACAUGGUUUGUGUGGAGGGCAUUGUGACCAAGUGCUCGCUGAUCAGACCUAAGGUAGUGAGAAGUGUCCACUACUGCCCGAACACCAAGAAAACACUGGAACGUCGCUACACCGACAUGACAUCGCUAUCGGCUUUUCCUUCGUCGGCAGCCUACCCCACAAAGGAUGAAGAUGGAAACCUGCUGGAGACUGAAUAUGGCCUGUCCGUUUACAAGGAUCACCAGUCGUUUAGUAUGCAGGAAAUGCCAGAGAAAGCACCUGCAGGACAACUGCCAAGAUCGGUGGAUAUUGUUGCCGACAAUGACCUGGUAGACAGUUGUAAGCCUGGUGACAGAAUACAGGUAAUCGGAAUGUAUAGAUGCUUACCCGGAAAAAAGAAUGGCUUCACCACAGGAACAUUCAGGACAAUAAUGAUCGCCAACAAUGUCCAGCUGCUGAGUAAGGAAAUGGCACCCAUGUUUUCUGCAGAUGAUGUAGCCAAGAUCAAGAGAUUCAGCCGACAGAAAAACACAGAUGUGUUUGAGGUUCUUGGUCGAUCCUUAGCGCCCUCUAUUCAUGGUCAUGAUUUCAUCAAAAAGGCGGUCUUGUGUAUGUUGCUGGGUGGAAAUGAGAAAGUAUUGGCAAACGGCACACGUAUCAGGGGAGACAUAAAUAUCCUACUGAUCGGAGAUCCCUCAGUUGCAAAAUCUCAGAUGCUGCGGUAUGUUUUGCAUACGGCACCAAGGGCCAUCCCCACUACAGGUCGAGGAUCGACAGGUGUUGGUCUCACAGCUGCUGUCACUACAGAUCAGGAGUCCGGUGAGCGACGACUGGAGGCAGGUGCUAUGGUCUUGGCAGAUAGAGGUGUGGUGUGUAUUGAUGAGUUUGACAAGAUGUCUGACAUGGAUCGAACCGCCAUCCACGAGGUGAUGGAACAGGGCCGUGUGACGAUUGCCAAGGCGGGCAUCCACGCUAAACUCAAUGCCAGGUGUAGUGUCCUGGCCGCCGCUAACCCGGUGUAUGGCAGGUAUGAUCAAUACAAGACGCCAAUGGAAAACAUCGGGCUCCAGGACUCGCUGCUUUCUCGUUUUGAUCUUCUAUUUAUUGUACUCGACAAGAUGGACCCAGAGUUUGAUAGAUCUAUCGCUGAACACGUCCUGAGAAUGCACCGCUACAGAAUGGCAGGAGAACAAGACGGAGAUGCGUUACCCCUGGGAAGCUCUCUCAACCUUCUGGCUACAACAGAUCCAGACCUGGAUCGUGAUGAAGAACAGGAAACGCCCAUUUUUGAAAAGCAUGACAAAAUGCUUCAUGGAGCUAACAAGGGAAAAAGCCACCGUAUUGUGAGCAUGCAGUUCAUGAGGAAGUACAUCCAUGUAGCAAAGGCACUGAAGCCAAGCCUGACACGAGAGGCUGCUGAGGUUCUCUCAGACGAAUAUGCCAAGCUCCGUAACCAAGACAACUUCCAAAAUGACAGCGUUGCUAGGACCCAGCCUGUAACAGCCCGAGCCUUGGAGACGAUGAUCCGUCUGUCGACCGCCCACGCGAAGGCACGCCUAUCAAAGACGGUAGAUCUGGAGGAUGCCCAGGCCUGUGUGGAGCUUGUACAUUAUGCAUACUUCAAGAAGGUGCUGGAGAAGACGAAAAAAAAGAGACAGAAGAGUGACGAUGCCGAUGACAGCAGUCAGGAUGAGGCUGCAGAUGAAGUUGACGGAGAAGUACCCGCCAAGAAAAAACAGAGGAAGACGAAGGAGAUGUCGGCCAAGCGUCCCGUCAGGCAGGAGGGGGAUGAGGGUUACGACCCUUACGACUUUGACGAAAGUGAGGCUACUGCCAGUGAAGAUGAUUCAGAAAUGGUUGAGAGAAAGCCGAGAAAGAAACGAACGAAAUCUCAGGACGGUGAUGCUGCCAUGGAUACAGAGUCCUCCCAACCGUCGUCACAGAAAGCUGAUAAGGUGGAUGAUAAAAGGAUGAAGACUUUCCGAGCAGCAUUAUUUAAUUUGUUCAAAGCUGAGCAUGCCCAGUCCGUGUCCUUGGACAAGGUCAAAGCACACAUGGCCAAGGAGUUUACAGAGGGUGACUUUUCAGAGGACAAUGUGUUUACCGCUCUAGAACAAAUGAUGGACGCCAACCAGGUGAUGCUGGCUGAUGAUGUAGUUUUCCUUAUUUAGUGCCUUCGUUCAGUGAUAUUGUUCCUUAUUUGGAGUGUGUAUCAUCAGUGAUCUUUGAGUGUUCAUUCAGAAACAAUACACUAAAACAUAGACUAUAAGUGAUGUGUUCCUUAAUUUGAAUUUACGUUCAAUGAAGAUGUGUUCUGAAUUUGUAUUUACCCUUGGCAGGUAACUUUCAGGGGUAUCCAUUUGUUGACGCGGAGAAAUCUCGUUUUCAUUUUGAGCGUAAAAUCGCCAAUGUUGUGUUCUUGAUUUUGAGCGUACAUUGGGAGAUAUGCAUAGUAGUUUCAAACAAUCGGAGAUGUUGAAUUUUGACCGCAGUCAUAGAUGUCGUUCUUCUGAUUCACAAUGUACAUGUAUGCAUGUUAUGUCAGUCAUUUAAGAGAGCAGAACUAUUCAUGUUGAUCCAGUUUUGGAUUGUGCCAUCAAAGAUAUAUAUUUUUAAGCUGAAAGUGAAGAUGACAGAAUAUUUCAUUCAAGAAUAUCAUAUAGUGCUGUUUAAACAUUGGUUUGGAGAUUAUGAUACCAUAGAUUUGAAGUUGAACACCACAAUCUAGUAUUUAUUAUCGACCAAUAGUGAUUCAUUUGGCUACUCUUUUAAAAGUGGUAUUCACUGAUAUCCGAGUAUCUGUUGCUAUGAAAUGAUCGAUAAACUGUAAUAUUAUCAUCAACUAAUGUAGGACAAAUCAUUCACCGUUAAUCCAAUGUGUAAAAUUGUAAAUAUUUCACAUAUGUGCAAUGCCUGUACAAAUAUUAUAAGUUUUGAUAUUGUUUUGCUCACAGGAGAGAAUCAGGAUGUCAAUUUAAACAUGUUCUGCAGUGAAUGUGCUACUUGUCUUUUAGAGCUGUCACGAUACACUUUACCCACGAUUCGAUACGUUUCUUGAUAUUUGUACCACGAUUCGAUACACCUUUAUGUUAAAAUAUAAAAAAAAUGACAUAUAUAAGCCGUCGAUACACGGAAACCCGAACUGUUUCCACACUUUUGAUUUGAAGCUUGCCAGCGUGUCACAAAUUUUCAUUUCUUUACCACGGUCCGCCAUUUUGUUAUGAAUGCUUUGUGAAAAUUGCAUCCUCGCAGCCGAUUGGUUGAGGGUUUAAAGAUCAGCCAAUGAAAUUGAACAUCUCAGACGUUUUGGCUGAAGCGGCAUACACUAAUAUUCAGAUCGUGACGUAUCGAAAAUCUGGAAAAAUAUAUCUUGAAUCGAAUCGAACAUAAGUGCAUCGCGGUGAAUCGUGACACCUCUAUUGUCUUUCCUGAUGUUGCAAGUUGUAAAAUAGUAUUUGACUCGAUUAUGCACUGUAAUUUGUGUGAGCUUUUUGUAAAUAUUUGUAAUAUAGUUUACACAUGUCCUGUAGAAAUACAGUGUACUACAUUGCAUGAACAUUGCCUGAUAUAUUGAACCAGGCAGUAUUGACACUGCUGUUCGGAUGUAAAAAUAAGGUCAAAGUGUUGGUAUAUCUAGAUAAAAUGAACUGCCUGGUAAGACAUUAGUGUCUCUAGAAUUCCUUCUAAGAUUUGCUUUCUAUGGAAAUUAACUUUGAAAGUAAGAUCUAGUAGAACAUAAAUGAAGAAAUCUAUUAUACAUGUUCUCCCACACUAGAACUGUCUGAGAGGAGGGGGAAAUCAUGUUUAAUUCCAAAUAGAUCAAGUUCAUUUGACAUUCUGGGUCCAGUUCACAGCCUUAUCAUAGAUGAACCACAACUUGUCACUAAAUUUAUGCCUUGUACAUUUAUGUUUAGAAAAAAAUAAAACAACAUCAAAAUUCUUAUUUAAGAUUAUUUAAUAUAUUGAUUUAUUUAUAAGGCUUUUCCAGGGAACAUUUCUUUUGCUCCUGGACUCCAGAUUUCAGAACUUGCGUAAAUGUGAAAAACUGGAAGGUUCAAAUCCAGCCAUGGAGGCAAUAUAUUUUGGGAGUCUGGGGCCGGGUGAAUAUUUUUACUGGAAAAGCCUUUUUAAGGAUUAUAAGAUAAUAAUAUAUUGAUUUGGAAUUUUAUAAUGACUCAUUAAGCAUACCAGGCAUAGAUAAACCAGGCCAAGAUCUUUGUAAAUUCAGUCCUGUAUCCUUGUACAGAGGGUACGAACCAGGCCCAGAUCUUUGUAAGUUGAGUCAUGUAUGCUUGUACAGGGUGGUACGAAACAGGCCCAGAUCUUUGUAAGUUGAGUCAUGUAUGCUUGUACAGUGUGGUACGAAACAGGCCCAGAUCUUUGUAAAUGCAGUCCUGUAUGCUUGUACAGGGGGUACGACCCAGGCCCAGAUCUAUGUAAGUUGAGUCCUGUAUGCUUGUACAGGGUGGUACGAACCAGGCCCAGAUCUUUGUAAUUUGAGUCCUGUAUCCUUGUACAGGGUGGUACGAACCAGGCCCAGAUCUUUGUAAGUUGAGUCCUGUAUGCUUGUACAGGGUGGUACGAACCAGGCCCAGAACUUUGUAAAUUGAGUCCUGUAUACUUGUACAGGGGGUAAGGAAUUAGACUCGCGAAUGCAUGCAUGGCACAUCAAAUAUAAUGCCAUGGCUAUGUACUGGCCAUGGCAGGAGAUUGUGAAAUGUUGACCUGCCAAUAUUCAGCGUGAAAUGUUGACCUGCCAAUAUUCAGCGUGAAACGUUGACCUGUCAAUAUUCAGCUAUGUAUAAGGCAAGAAGUAAAGUUUAAAUUGUAUAUAAUUAGAUGUCUCAUGUCUAAUAAACUUAAAAACUAAA
Mizuhopecten yessoensis (Yesso scallop) is the source of this 5293-nucleotide messenger RNA. RefSeq names its product zygotic DNA replication licensing factor mcm3-like. Gene Ontology annotation, biological process: mitotic DNA replication initiation; double-strand break repair via break-induced replication; DNA replication. Bases 86 to 2593 code for a protein of 835 amino acids. Gene Ontology annotation, cellular component: nucleus; MCM complex. NCBI's taxonomy places the organism in Eukaryota, Metazoa, Mollusca, Bivalvia, Pectinida, Pectinidae. The record is from RefSeq and is a predicted model, not a curated record. The transcript has 20 exons. Gene Ontology annotation, molecular function: single-stranded DNA binding; single-stranded DNA helicase activity; ATP hydrolysis activity.